Erigeron canadensis is the source of this 3284-nucleotide messenger RNA. RefSeq names its product protein ENHANCED DOWNY MILDEW 2-like. Bases 1 to 3261 code for a protein of 1086 amino acids. The transcript is spliced from 19 exons. The record is from RefSeq and is a predicted model, not a curated record. Lineage: Eukaryota; Viridiplantae; Streptophyta; Magnoliopsida; Asterales; Asteraceae.
AUGACAGAAUCAUAUUCAUCUUCAGAAGAAGAAGAAGGUGAAAUCAUUCCAGAAAUAGUAACUAACUACCACUUCGUCAACUCACAAAACAAACUCAUUUCAAUUUCCGAUUUACCGUUAUACGAUCACAACGACAAUGUGAUCGCCGCCGCCGGAGAUGAUUCUCCGGUGGCGUUUUUGCUCGGAAACACUGACGGCGGUUUACAGUCGUUUUAUAAGGAAGUUAUAGGAUGGAAAUAUGAACUUUCCUUUGUUUCUCCUCAAUUUUAUGCACUCUUAAAGAAAAAAGUUUGGAUUCAAAUUGAUAAACCGAGAAAAAGUUAUGAAUUUAUUGUUACAAGUGUUUUCGUUGUGAUCCGGUUUCUUCAUUAUGUGAAACGGAAUGUUGAGGCUACUUUUGAUGAGGUUUUUAGCCAUUUGUUGAAGGUUUUUAGCUCAUCUGACUUGGUUGUCCCUCUCGAGAAAUAUUUAUCUUCUCAAUCGCAGUUAGUUCGAAGUGCGGUAGCUAAUGAUAAGGAUUUGGCUAAAUCUAAGUAUCUUGAAACUUUUCUUAUGGAGAUUGAUAAUCCUGGGAGAAGAGAAACUCUGCAUGAGCAUGAGCAAAUGACAAACAAGUCCCAGUUCAUAAUUUCUGAUGACGAUGUAGACAUUGAUGAGGAUGAUGAGGAACCUGAAGCACUCUUCGAUUCUGUUUGUGCAUUCUGUGACAAUGGUGGUGAAGUUCUCGUUUGUGAAGGACAAUGUAUGCGAUCUUUCCAUCCAACCAUAGAUGCAGGAGUUGAGACCCUUUGCGAGUCUCUCGGCUUUAAAAAUUCAGCUCAGUAUGAGGCAAUUCCGGUUUUUCUUUGCAAGAACUGUAAACACCACAUACAUCAGUGCUUUGUUUGUGGAAUGUUGGGAUCCUCUGACAAGUCUUCUACUGCUGUUGAGGUCUUUCCUUGUGUUUCUGCAACUUGUGGACAUUUUUAUCAUCCAGAAUGUGUUGCAAAGUUGCUCUAUCCAUCUGAUGAAACAAAGGCCGAGAAUGUUAAAAGUCAAAUAGCCGCAGGAGAAUCAUUCACUUGUCCUAUCCAUAAAUGUCAUCGCUGUGGCGGAGGAGAAGAUAAGGAUGACCAUAAUUUGCAGUUUGCAGUGUGUAGGCGCUGCCCAAAGGCGUAUCACCGGCAAUGCUUGCCUAAGUCGAUUGCUUUUAAUGGUAGUGAUGAUGGAACUAUCCAGCAAAGAGCAUGGGAUGAUCUCUUGCCAAAGCGCAUCUUGAUAUAUUGCAUGAAGCACGCUAUAAUUCCAAGUAUCUGGACUCCAAAGCGGGAUCAUGUUGUAUUUCCAUGUAUUCGGAAAAAGAAUCAAGGAACUACAAUUGACAUAAUGUCAGAAAGAAGGAGCAACGCUUUAGGUAUUCUUAAAGAAAGUGACAUAAUUGUAAAGAUGCCAAAAGUGGUUGAGAGACAGUAUAACACAGAUAUCUGUGCUAAUACUUCACUGGAGAAAGCCAAGCCCCCCGUUGUGCACCCAAAGGGAUCUUCCCUUGAGGACAGAAGGUCCAUUUCCAGAAAUUUGGAGCAGCCUUCGAAGCCUAUGAAGAAGAUAGCAGUGAGCAUGCCUCCUAAAGACAGCAGGUCCAUUUCCAGAAAUUUGGGGCAGCCUUCGAAGCCUGUGAAGAAGAUAGCAGUGAGCACGCCUCCCAAAGUAGAUGCUGACAUGAAAACAAGGAUUUUGAGAUUAGUGAAAGAUUCUACAUCUUCAUUUGAUUCUGAAAAAUUUAUCAAGGAGAAGAAAAGGAAAUGUAAUAGUGAGAUAUACAGCUCGCAGACGGGAUUGGACAAGACCAUUACCAUGGGAAAGGUGGAGGCUUCUGUAAAGGCAGUACGAGCAGCUCUAAGAAUAUUGGAGGAUGGAGGUAGUGUCGAGGAUGCAAAAGCUGUCUGUGAACCAAAUGUUCUAAAUCAGCUCAUAAGAUGGAAGAACAAGCUACGUGUAUUUCUUGCCCCUUUUCUCCAUGGAUCACGUUACACGUCAUUUGGACGCCAUUUUACAAAGGUUGACAAGCUUAGAGAGAUUGUUGAUAGACUCCAUUGGUAUGUGGAAGAUGGUGAUACGAUAGUGGACUUCUGCUGUGGUUCGAACGAUUUUAGUUGCUUCAUGAAGGAAAAGCUCGACAGCAUGGGUAAAAGGUGCAGAUUCAAGAACUAUGAUCUAAUCACACCAAAGAACACACUUGGCUUUAAAAAGCAAGAUUGGUUUAGCGUUCCAGUAGAAGCACUACCUGAUGGCUCACGGUUGGUCAUGGGAUUAAAUCCUCCCUUUGGAGUCCGAGCAUCUCUAGCAAACAAAUUUAUCAAUCAUGCGCUGAAGUUCCAACCCAAGCUCAUUAUCCUUAUUGUGCCUAAAGAAACUAAAAGGCUUGACAGGAAAAGGUAUCCGUAUGAUUUAAUCUGGGAGGAAGAGAACAUGCUCUCCGGCAAGUCAUUUUAUCUACCUGGAUCGGUUGAUAGUAACGAUCAGCCAUUGGAUGAUUGGAAUGUCACCCCGCCACCACUGUCACUCUGGAGUCAUCCUGACUGGACUACCAAGCACAGAGCAGUUGCUGAAAAGCAUAGCCAUGUAGAGCAAAAGCUACAUGAAGUAUCUGAAAGAGUGGUUUCCAAUUAUCUCAUGGAAGAAGACCAUGACUGUUUCGGUGAUUUCUCCAGUAUAAUGUCUGGUCAGGAUAUGUCCACCAUCUUGGAUGAUGUUCCAGAAGAACCUGAUGAUAGUGAACCUAAAGCAGUCGAUCCCUCCACCAUUAACCCUCAGGACACAAAUGUGACCCCAGACACUUCCACUGGCAUGGUAGACAUGGAUCUAUCGAGUCCAGUAAUUUCCUCAACAAACUCCAGGGCAAAACCAAUUAUCCCCAACCCUCGUUUUUUCCAGCCGACUCAUUCUGAACAAUAUCUAAAUUAUGGUCCGCAACCACUAUCACCACCACCGCAACUGUAUGAACAUAGCAGUGUUUCAUGUGGACCAGCCAUGGAAUAUAGGUACACUUUUUCUGGUCAGACUCAGGCCUCUCUUCCAUGCUAUUAUGAGGGUGCUAACAUUUAUCCUGGAGCUACCAACAUAUAUGAUCAAGGUGAUCUCAGAAUGACCUCCAUGCAUCUUCCCUAUGCUGACUAUGGCCACUCUUGGCCAUCAGGUUUUGGAAUACCGGACCAUGAUUAUACGAGUGAGCCAGAUAUUUGGCCACCAGGUACAAGCCCAUCUGAUCAUAGGUACUAUUAGACUAGUUUUAUAAUAAAGAACCA